AAAUCAAAUCGCGGCUUCUGCCAGCAAAACACUGCAGCAGCUGGUAGCUCCGAGUUAGGAAGGAAUUCGGGAGGCUGUGCCUCCGGGUUGCGCGGAGCGUCCAAGUCAUGUCUCAGAAACCUCUGAUAGGCGGACCUUAGGGGAAACGCUGCCGAGCGCCACAAGAAGCAGAAAGUGCACCCCUGGCUGCCGGGGAGACUGCCUGGAGGAGGAGGCUGUGCGUCUGCCAGACGAGCCUGGAAGGACGCUUCCUGCGUGAGGAAGAGAGGGUCGGUAGAAGACGGCGAAACCACCAGGAGACAUGGCUUCCGGCUCGGGCCUCGCGUCGCAGCAGCUCCGCUCUGAGCCAGGCGUGCGCCACUAGGACAGCGGCCAUGGAUGGAGCCCACGGCCCAGCCCUGCAGGUGCAGCCGCUCCUGCCCACCAGCAGUGCCACCCCCGUGAGCGAGGGAUCCUUCUCCUACAAGGAAAACUUGAUUGGCGCCCUCCUGGCCAUUUUCGGGCACCUGGUGGUCAGCAUUGCUCUUAACCUCCAGAAGUACUGCCACAUCCGCCUGGCAGGCACCAAGGACCCCCGGGCCUACUUCAAGACCAAGACGUGGUGGCUGGGCCUGUUCCUGCUGCUCCUGGGGGAGCUGGGCGUGUUCGCCGCCUACGCCUUCGCUCCGCUCUCGCUCAUCGUGCCCCUCGGGGCAGUCUCUGUGAUAGCUAGUGCCAUCAUAGGGAUCAUAUUCAUCAAAGAAAAAUGGAAACCGAAAGACUUCCUGAGGCGCUAUGUCCUGUCCUUUGUUGGCUGCGGGCUGGCCGUCGUGGGCACCUACCUGCUGGUGACAUUUGCACCCAAUAGUCACGAGAAGAUGACGGGCGAGAACGUCACCAGACACCUCGUGAGCUGGCCUUUCCUCUUGUACAUGCUCCUGGAGAUCGUGCUCUUCUGCUUGCUGCUGUACUUCUACAAGGAGAAGAACGCCAACAACAUCGUUGUGGUUCUCCUACUGGUGGCCUUGCUCGGCUCCAUGACGGUGGUGACGGUCAAGGCCGUGGCCGGGAUGCUGGUCCUGUCCAUCCAAGGAGACCUGCAGCUCGACUACCCCAUCUUCUACGUGAUGUUCGUGUGCAUGGUGGCUACCGCCAUCUAUCAGGCCGCGUUUUUAAGCCAAGCCUCCCAGAUAUACGACUCCUCCCUGAUUGCCAGCGUGGGCUACAUCCUGUCCACGACCGUGGCCAUCACAGCAGGUGCCGUCUUCUACCUGGACUUCGUCGGGGAGGACGCACUGCACGUCUGCAUGUUUGCACUGGGGUGCCUCAUCGCAUUCCUGGGUGUCUUCCUCAUCACCCGGAACAGGAAGAAGGCCAUUCCAUUUGAGCCCUAUAUCUCCAUGGAUGCCAUGCCAGGUAUGCAAAACAUGCAUGACAAGGGGAUGGCAGUGCAGCCCGACCUCAAAGCGUCUUUUUCCUACGGAGCCCUGGAAAACAACGACAGCAUCUCUGAGAUCUACGCGCCUGCCACGCUGCCAGUCAUGCAAGAAGAACACGGCUCCAGAAACGCCUCUGGGGUUCCCUACCGAGUCCUGGAACACAGCAAGAAGGAAUGAGCGCCUGGGGCCGGGCUCACCUGCCCUGCGUUUGUGACUCUUCAGGCCCAGCUGGCGGUGGUCCGGCCCUGAGUCCUCGCUUGCCUUUCCAAGUCUGCUUUUUAAAGGGGCAGGCGUGAUGGGAAGGCUUUGUCUGGCACAGACGUGUUGUCUUGGUCUUGCACAUUUCCAGUGGAGAGGGUGAGGGCCCCGGGUGAAAGCCACAUUCCCUGUGGGCAGGAGGAGCGAGCCUCUGCCGCCCUCUAGGGCGCUGAGUGUCCCCCAUCAAGGACCAAAGGCUGCCACCUGCUCGGAGCUGGCGUAAGGCAGAGUGUGCUUUCACUCUUCUAAGUCCGUGUCUUCCUCUGCCUGUCGUGUGUAAGCGUCUCAGCCCAUGCCCGCCCCCAGGUCCGUGUGUGCGGUGACGUCCACGCCAGGUGCAAGACGCCAUUCUUCACGCUCGGCAGGUGCGUCUGCCUUCGGAGUGUCUGCUGAAAUGCGCUUGAUGUGUGUGUGUGUAAUGGAUCUGCUCCGAAACGUGGUCUGGGGCCCGUGAAAACUCCUGAUGGCUGUUCUCUCCCCCAAGGAACUGGGAAGUCGGGAAAGGAGGAGGAAUAGGAGCCAGGAGGGCUGAGACUUCAGCCGCAAACGGAGAAUAGUCCCCUGAAUCUCACAAAAGGCAAUAGCACCACAUAUAAAAGGAGAGUCGGAAAAUCUGGCUGUUUGAUUGGCUACUUCUUUUCCUCCCUGCAACCCAUGCCCUCCAGGAAGAUCGGGGUGGAGUGGGCUGUUUUUGGAGACAACCGCUCAGGCGUGCGCUGUGAGCGCCUUCUCUCCUCUGCAGAGCCACGCACUGAGCACUGGUUCACUUCCCCAGGGUCCUCGUGCCCUACAUGCGUGUCUAGGAGAAGCAAGCCUCCCCCCAAAGCGGGGCUGUCGCCUCCUUUCCAGCUGCAGCCACGAUGGAGCUCCAUAGACUUCAGAGGAAGGCAAGUCAAGCUUUGUCAACGUGAACGAGCGUGAGGACCCCUAGGAGUCCGCUUAGAAGACGUCCCCACACCUCCGCUGCAGGUCCUCUGAGUAAGCGGGACGGGCAGGGGCCCAGGGUCUGCACCCAGAACUAGCUCCACCAUUGACCGUGACACCUGGAGUCCAGAUGACGCACCUUGAAAGCUUAGCCCGGGGCCAGCGGGGUGGGCCGAGACCCCAGCUCCUUUCCCCGCCAGCCUCCCGCUAGCAGGUUGGGUGAAUCCCGUCAGAGCUCCAUCCAGGAGAUGCCGCUUCCUCUGCACCUGCUGCUUCCCAGGGCAGCUCAACCCACAGGCAACGCGACAGUGUUCACAGACAGUGUUGAGAGAUCACUGAUCUUCACGGAGUGUGCUUCUUGCUGACUCAGCACCUUGCUUUUGAAAACCCCGACCUGUUGCCGCGAUAACCUCUUCUGUAGCGUGUCUUAAGCGUCUCAGAAGGCAACAGUUAGCUUUUGCCCUUAACGUGGGUAUCAGCUGAAUUUAACAAUCUCGACACGGCACCGGCUGGGCACUCAGCACCCGGAGGGUGAAGCUACAAAGCUAAGACAGAUGAGCAUGGGAUUAAAAGCUAAGUUUUUUUUGGUGCAAAAAUAUUUUGAAAUCCCUGUGAAUGGGGGAGGUCUUCGAAAAGUUUAUGAACUGCGUAUAAUGCAAAACAAGCCAUGGAUUUCAAAUAUCUCUGGCACCCUAAAAAGUCAUCUUUUAAUUCUGUUUUCCACACACUGUAGAAGUGCCCUCCUGGUUCCCGCCCCGCAGGUCAGCAGGGGCGGGAAUCCGGGCCCUGGUGGGUGUGGACUGCAGGCACGGCCCUCAGAAAAGGACAGCUGCGCAGGCUCUGCCCAAGGUUGAGUUCUGAGCCCAAGGGGGAGCCCAGAGUCGGGGGCGGUUUGGGCCCCAUUCAUGGUCGAUGGCAAACCCAGCUGAGACCCGCGCAGAGCGUAGAGAGCCGGCGAUCCAGCGGGGCCUACCUUUUCGAGGGCACAGAGAUUAGGAACAGGGCUUGGAAAAGCAAGGAGGCUGGGGAAGGUGGUAGGAGAUGAGCCUUGGAGGCCAAACCGCAGAGGGUGGAGAACACCUGGCUGGGGGAGCUCAGGGUAUCCUAGAGGGCAUGGGAGCCACUGAUGAUUCGAGGGGAAGCGGACGGCGGGACCAGCUGGGGCCGGGAGGAAGGCCUUGUUGAGUGUGGAGGAAGAAUCCAAACAGUGGUAAAUCGUCUUUCCAGGUCAGACUCUGAGCCUGGAAGAACAAAACACAAAAGAGGAACUAAGAUCGUGUCUGGUGCCAUUCGGCCCCUCCCCACUUCACAAGUGGUUUCCCCAAGCCUGAGGGUACGGGUGGUGUGGGUAAAGUGAAGGUGACUGGGGAAGCCACCUGCGAGGGCCGCGCCAGGUGACCCGUAGUCACGUGGGCCUCCCAAGCUUCCUCUUCCUCACUCCUUCCUCUUCGUGCCGGGCCUCCUCCCUCCCCGAGGGCCAGUGGCUGUCCAGGAAGGAGCAGGUCAAAGUGCAUUGUCAUUUCAGGCUUGCUGCAGUGUGGGGGCCCCCAGGAGCUGCCGCUGGGGCCUGGGCCGCUCCCCGGCCUCCCAAUCUGAGUCCCCAGAGGCUGGGCAGGAGGCUGUGUGGGCCGGGUGUGACUCCUGGGUCUGCUGGGGGCUGGCCGCUUGCAGGCCCUGGCCCCGGGUAUAGGCGGGCCGUGCGCCCGUGGCGGUGCAGCCCUGGCUGUGGGCACAGGGAAGAGGAAGGGCAACGCGCCGUUCACAGCCCCGCCCCUGUGUUCUCACUCGCGAUUCUGAAAUCCCCGGCCCUCUUGAAUCUCUCAGCCACGGGUGGGUGCCCGGCUCCUUCCUGGCAGCCAAGUCCUUACAGCACGGGCCCCAGACGUGGGCUUGCACUUCCAUCCUCCUCUGUUCUUCCUCUUUCCCCAACCCCCACUGUGUCUCCCUCCUCCCAAGGCUGAGGUUCGGGGUUCCCUGACUGGACAUUAGAAGAAGCUCUUCACCUCCUGGGGCCUUCAAGGACCGAAGCCCCAGCCAGGCCUGAUGAUGUCAUCACGUGACAGGGUGGACUGGAACUCUGGGCGGGAGAGAGAAGGCUUUUCUUGUGAAUACAGGCUGCCUGUCAGAGCGGUGGGGACCCCACCCCUCCACCCCCCAUCCUGCAGUCUUGUGACUUUCAAAUCUGGUCAAAUUUCAAAUGCUUAUGGAUAGGCAAAAUAAAUAAAUAAAAGUUACCCUGAGGCGGUGUAAACAAAGUCACUUUAAAGUAUAGUCUGUGUGGCCACUUGUAUUUUGUUAACCGCAUAACCAAUAUGGCAUGUCUUAUUUUUCAAAACAUUUGUGUGCUAUGGUGCAAAUAGCAUUAUGAAAUAGUAUUUAAUUAAAAAAAAUCCAUGCAAUA
Molecule: messenger RNA, 5001 nt
Organism: Oryctolagus cuniculus (rabbit)
Lineage: Eukaryota; Metazoa; Chordata; Mammalia; Lagomorpha; Leporidae
Gene: NIPAL3
Product: NIPA like domain containing 3
Biological process (GO): magnesium ion transport
Cellular component (GO): membrane
Molecular function (GO): magnesium ion transmembrane transporter activity
Source: RefSeq, a predicted model, not a curated record